Messenger RNA from Adineta steineri, 462 nucleotides. The record is from the annotation of a GenBank genome assembly. NCBI's taxonomy places the organism in Eukaryota, Metazoa, Rotifera, Eurotatoria, Adinetida, Adinetidae.
AUGUCAACAUUUAAACGAAACGAUCAAGAUCGAUAUCAACAUCUUAAUGAAAUGUCGAUAUCUACAUCUAAACGAAGAUUAUUAUUAUCGACAAGUCAAACAGUAAGUAUCGUUCAAAUUUAUGGAAUGUUAAGUGUGACCGAAGAUUCCAAUCGUUUUCUUUUUCAAAUAGUUACAAGUAGUCAAAUUUUAGUGGAUAUAGAUUCUCGGCAAGUGGCACCACAAAUACCCUUGAUAGGUACAGGUCAUCAGCAAGUAGUAUCUGAAAUACCCCUGGUGGGUAUGGGUCAUCAGCAAGUAGCAUCCCAAGUACCUUUCGUAGGUAUGGAUCAUCGUCUAAUGGCAUCUGAAAUACCCUUGCUGGGUGUGGGUCAUCAACAAUUAGCACCGCAAAUAGCCUUGCUGGGUACGGGUCAUCAACAAGUAGCAUCUGAAAUACCCCUAGUGGGUAUGAGUCACUAG